Molecule: messenger RNA, 927 nt
Organism: Pseudomassariella vexata
Lineage: Eukaryota; Fungi; Ascomycota; Sordariomycetes; Amphisphaeriales; Pseudomassariaceae
Exons: 1
Source: RefSeq, a predicted model, not a curated record
GAGACAGCCAUUCUUCAAACCAGCCGUCACAUUUACGCUGAAGCUAAGGAAGUCAUGUUGAAAGGAAACCAAUUUGGUCGAAUUACGUCUCAUGGGGUGCACUUGAAGCCCAUUGUGGUGUCCAAGCAAAUUCCCGUUAUUACAACGAAACCUGGUAUCAUUGCCUCUUUCAAUGGUUUCUCUAUGACUCAUGAUAUCAGGACAAGUGAAGAUGCUGCUCUACCAAGCCUCGACUUGAUGAUACUUGGUCGGGAUCUCGAUCUCUUCUGCCAGGGGCUUGCCAGAGCCACUAUCAUCACACCCAAGUUUUCUACACGCACAAGGCACGCCAUCACGAUACAUAAAUAUCCAUUCGAAACAAUCUCAAAGACGAGCUUCUUGGAUCUGGAAACCCAGAAAAAACUCUUACAUCCCUAUCGUCAACAUCUUCACGGCUUCAGCUCCUUCAAGAUCGGAGGAUACGUCUCGCCGCAACUCGCCCAAGCUGUGGUGGCACAAGUCAACGAGGAACUAGUACCGGAUCCUCAAGAGUUUUUCUAUGAAAUAGUCCGCCAAAAAGACCUAGGAAACCGAUAUUUUCGCGAGAACGAUGGAUCGAAGGCUUCGGAAACCUGGUGCAAGGCUCUCUUCCAAAUCCACAAGCUCUGCAGCAGCAAUGUCUGGCCGAAAGUCAAAGCGAAGGGGGGACCUGACUUUGCCAACACUCUCACGGAGCUCUGCUACCAGUUGAACAGCAACAGGGCACAGCACACCAUCCGUGCGAUGAUUAAGGCCACGGACUCAGCCUUGGUCGUACGAUACUCGGGGAGUGCGUACCAUGCCAUCAACUCUGCUCUGGGGGCGCCAAAUAUUGUGGGAACGAAAUGGAGACCCACGCCCCAGCAACAAGCUAACCUAAGUUUCAAUACAGGCUGGCUUUGGCGCAUC